Molecule: messenger RNA, 5249 nt
Organism: Ictalurus punctatus (channel catfish)
Lineage: Eukaryota; Metazoa; Chordata; Actinopteri; Siluriformes; Ictaluridae
Gene: ccm2l
Product: CCM2 like scaffold protein
Exons: 11
Coding region: 77-2011 (644 amino acids)
Biological process (GO): heart morphogenesis
Source: RefSeq, a predicted model, not a curated record
AUGGCAUCUCAGGCCAGUCCUGCCCACACACACACACACACACACACUUAUACUCAUUUAUACACUGCCAGCUGACAUGGACUACGAGCCCAAGAAAAUCAAGAAGGGGUUUGUUUUACCAAUUAAGCGACUGGUCUUCCCAAAGUUGGCCCGGAGGCAGGCAGACAGGGGCAGUGCAUAUCGCAGGCCUCUGCACACGGUGCCUCUUUACCCACCAGACUUUCUCAUCCAUCCUGAACGCCUCAUCUACGACUAUGUGGAAAAGGAAGUGAAGUUUCUGGGUCAUCUGACAUGGGUGUCUUGCUCCCUAAACCCCUCCAGCAGAGACGAACUACUGCAGCUUCUGGACACUGCCAGGAAGCUGAAGGUCCUGCCUCUUCAGACAAAUGUAGAGCAGGACUGUAUCCUCAGUCUGUCUGCACGCUGUCUGCUGCUCACUUGGAGGGACAAUGAGAAACUACUGCUGCGAAUCCCCACGCAUGAGAUAGCUGCUGCCUCCUACCUGCGGGAUGAUGCCUUGCACCUGCUUGUGCUCAAAACAGGUUUGAAUGUGGACACCAUUAUAGCAGGGGACAGCCUUGAAAGAAGGCCUACUGGUAUAGAAGGCCGCAGACAGACCAUGAGCAACGCUGACCCUCGGCCUGCAGGGGGCACCAUGGAGAGACGCCAUACCAUCUGUGGUGUGGACUGGAAGCCAUUGUCUCGCCAUGAGUCCAAGCAGCCUGGCACUGGUGUGGGUGGAGUAGGGUCUGCGGGUGGAGGAGGAGGCGGCAACAGUGGAGGUGGCAGUCUGGAACGGAGGCAGGUUGGGGGUAGUUGGGAGCGACGGCAAACCCACAAGCCAUGCGGAGGAAGCUGGGAGAAGAGAACCAUGAGUGGGAGCUGGGAGAGACGGCUUGUAGGAGGCAGCUGGGAGCGCCGUGGUCCUGUGGGCAAAGGUGGAGGGGGUGUGGGGGGCAGUUGGGAGAAGAGACACGGAUCUGGGGGAAAAGCAGGAGGUAGCUGGGAAAGGAAGCACGGGCAAGGGGGCAGCUGGGAGCGGAGGCAAGCCUUCAUGGGAAGCUGGGAGAGAGGCAAAACAUAUGGAAGUUGGGAGAGAAGGAACCACAAUCCACUGGAGCCCACACCGUGCCCUGAUGCUUACUGUAACCUGGUCGUACUGGCUGUGGAGAACAGGGAUGCUGCAGAGGAGUACUGUGCACUCAUCUGUCAGAUGUUUCAAAUCAUCUAUGGACACCAGACCAUUGAGUGUGUGGACAGGGCAGGGUAUCACUACACCAUGCCUGACCGUUAUUGGCUACAGAGAAGUGACAGCUGUCUGACAGAUAUGACGUAUAGCUAUGACACAGACUUCAGCUGCUGCAGCUCAUAUGAUGGCUCUCAGUAUGCUUUUGAACCAUACUACAGUGAGAACUACAGUGAGAAUUCAUCUCUUUCUUAUCAGGACUCGCAUCGCAGCCUGGCAUCCAUACACAGUGACUCGGAACCUAGUAAUGCAAGCCUGCAGCUAAUGCAAGAGUACAUGAUUACGCUACGCAACAAGCUGUCUCCCCAGGAGAUUCAGCAGUUUGCUGUGUUGCUGAGGGAGUACCGUGUGGGUGCUCCCAUAAACCAGUUCUGCUCGGACCUGGCCCAACUCUAUGGAGACUCACGGAAGUUCCUCCUGCUCGGCGCUUUGAGAAUUGUGCACAGGACCGUGUUUGUAGCCCUGAAUCUGAGGAGAGACGAGUCAUCAACGGUGUGCACAGGUAUGCGUCCCUUCAUCCCUGACCAGGAUGUGGGAACUUUCGAGACAUUCCUGGAAAGCAUUGGCAUUCGGGAGGGUGGGAUUCUGACAGACAGUUUCGGGCGGAUCAAACGGAGUAUGAGCAGCACGUUGGCCACGGCUGUUAGAGGCUACGAGGGAUCAUAUGACUUCAACAGUAGGAUGAGUGACAUCGCACAAGACAUCGAGGCCCUCGGGUUUGAGGAGGGAGAUGGAGACAUUGAGGAAGAGGACUACUACCUUUGAUUACUACCUAAACAGUUUAAAUUUUAAGUCCUUACUAAGGAUGAAUCACUAAAAGAAUCAUUUCCAUUAUGAGAUUUUAUGUACUUUUAAAGAUUUAUACUAUAGUACACAUUAAGUUAUAGUUUUUUGAGGGCCCUCCCCAGCAGAAUGUCUCAUUCUGCCUCAGCACUAUCCUAUAAGGUGGGCUGAGGUGGUGGCAGAAUAAACAACCAUUUGCUUCUGGCAUAAAUACAGAAUAAACAAAAUUCAUGAAUUUUUUUUUUUUUUUUUUUUUUAGGGACUUGUUUAAUGCAAAGUGUUCUAACUUUCACAUGAACUGAAUCUAAAUCCCCUUUGCACAUUGAAUAUGAGCAGUGUGAGCAAGCAUCUAAUUACCUACAGAUAGUAGGAUGUUUACUAGGUUCUCUCAAAUUUCUGACCAGUUAUUAAAAAUAUUUCAUUAUCCAUUAAUACUUAUUACACCACAAUGCAAAUGUGUAAUACCAAAUAGGAUGCACUGUUUCACAAAAACUACAGUUAGAGGCCAAGCAACGCAGGUGCAAGGCACCUAUUGUAUCCAUUCGUUUUCUUCUGCUUAUUAUUAUUCUUCCACUCUUGAGUCUAUGGCAGCCCACAGAACUGCUUGCGGCAUGCAGAUAGAGGACAUUAACCAUAGCAAGAUUGGAACCUCUAUCUCAAACCGUCUAGCACCACCAACUGCUCAAAGUUUGACUCAAGUUUAUGCUAGUAACUUUUGAACCAAAAACUUGUGAAACAAAAUUCUUUUUUAUCUGAUUCCUCAGCUCAAGACGAUUUGAUUGCAUCCUAUGACAUCUUUUUUCUGUCAUAAAAUAUAGAAUUUUCUGAAAAACGUACUUUUUUGAACUCGUCCUAGACGGUAGGCUAUGUCCGAUUUUCACCAAAAUUGGUUCAGAUCAUCUUGAGACCAUGCUGGAAAGAAAUUAUUAAAAACAUUUUGAUAGACCAAACUGUUCUUGAAUAACACGUGAACAAAUUUGAAGGUGAGAGAAAGUUUUUUAAACUGCUAAUAAGUUUUGCCUGCUUUUGCCUGUUCUCAUGAUAUUGGUCUCGAUAGAUUCCUUGGGUCAUGCUGAGAACAGUGAUACCAAUUAUGUCAUGGUCGGCUGAACUUCCUGUCCGCCAUUUUGAAUUGCUUUGAAAAUGUACUUUUUCUAACUCCUCUUAGAUCGUUGCUCCGAAUUUAACCAAAAUUGGCUCAGAACAUCAUGAGACCAUGGUGGCAAAAAAUUAUCAAAACGAUUUUUGAUAAGCCAAACUGUUCUCAAAUUACGUGUGGACGAAUUCAAUGGCGAUCAUGCCAAAAUGGACAUGAAGCUAUGUCUCUGUACUGCAUCAGCAUAUUCAGACCAAACUUAGUACCGAUCAUUGGCAUCAUGACUUGAGGGUACCCACAUUGUUUCAGAACAUUAUUAAAAAAUAUACUGCAGUUUCAAAAAAUGCUAAUAGCUUUUGAGUACUUUUGCCCAUUGCCAUGAGACUGGGCUUGAUAGAUUCCUUGGCUCAGGCUGAGAACAAUGAUACCAAUUAGGCCAUGGUCAGCUGAACUUGCUGUCUGCUAUUUUGAAUUGUCUAAAAAAAAAAAACCCUACUUUUUCUAACGCCUCCUAAACUGUUUGUCCGAUUUUACCAAAAUGUAGUCACAUCAUCUUCAUACCAUGCUGACAAAAACGUAUGAAACUCAAGCUGAUUUGUGUCAUGGUCAUCAUGACAUGAAGAUGCCUGCACCGUUUUGGAAAAUCACCACCUAGUGCUCACGAGAUAUUAAAAAAGCCAUUUUCGCUUAUAACUUCUGAACGGUUUGUCAUAAAAUCAUGACCAUGCUAAAAUCACGCUUGCUUAUCUCCUUACUUUGCCUCUGUAGUGCUUGGUCCCGUAAUUUCUGCUGGGAGUUAUAUUUUUAAAUGUUACUGACAUACAGUCAUAGGCCAGUUUUUAUUAGGGGUUUCGCUUGUGGUUUCCUGGCCCCAAGCUACUACUUAUGUGACUUAUUUAGGAAGUUACAUGGCGGAAGUCGCACAGCUCUGUUACGCACACACGCACGCACGCACACACACACACACACACACACACAGACACACAUACACACACCUGUGUGGAACAUAUCUUUUACGAGUGGAACAUAGCAUAGCUUUUUUCAUAUCUCAUGACCACUAGAUAGGUUUUGAGUAAGUGUUUAUAUUUAGAAUAACUGACAUGAAGAUAUGAUAGACCGACUAUUUAGAGUAUUUAUUUUACGUUGAUAAAAGCAUGUACUGGAAAAACUGAAAACAGCUACAUGUACACUGAGCUCUGAGAGCUUGGCUGACUCUGAUAUAGUGUCCCAUUAAAAACACAUUUCUUGUAUUAAACCUUAUUAAACGUUAUUUAUAGCACCUUGUUUUAAUUUGGUGGUGACAUGAAUGUGACUGUAGCAAAGCACAUAACCAGCCAUUUCCAACAAAGUCUUUUGGAAUACAGUAAUGCUGUUCUAUUUUCUUCCCCAUAGUCUUAAUCCAGAAACAUCACCCUGAUUCACUUAAAAAGUUGUUCACUUGGUCAUGAAAACAAAAUAAAGACAAAUAUUUGAACAGGUCUCCCCACUCCCCAAUAGGAUGAUCAGUGUAAGUUGUUAGUAUUUUAUUUAAAGAUCUUUUUUUUCAUUUAGUACUGCCCUUCAGAUACUAAAUAAGAUAGUUACAUGUCAUCCAGAAGAGAAAAUAUUAACAAUUUACACCAAUCAUCCUGUUCAAAAGUUUACAUCCCCCUGGCUCUUAAUGUAUCGCUUUACCUUCUUGAGCAUCAGUGAAUGUUUGCAAUAUGUUUUUAUAAUAGUUGUGUACUAGUCCCUCAGUUGUCCUCAGGCUGAAAAGAUGGAUCUCAACAUCAUAUAGCUACUGUUAGAAUGGGGUCAAAUAUACAGAAGGUGCUGGAAAAGCAAAGAAUGUGCAAGACCUGGAGGAUUUUUAUGAAGAACAGUGGUCAGCUUAACUGCUCAGGACAAACAAGGGACUCAUGAACAUGAGUUGACAUGAACAACUCAUGAACAACUACUGUAUCACAAAACAUAAAAACUGUCGUGGAUCACCCAGGUAACGACACAGUAUCAAGUGUCUGUAAACUUAUGAACUGGUUCCUUCUGUGGAAAUUCAGUUAUUAUUGUGUCUUGUGGACUAGAUGUAAACAUCUUUUAUGUGAAAUAUCUUAUUCAGUGCAGAACUAAAUAAAAAACUAAAUGCAA